Messenger RNA from Xylaria bambusicola, 853 nucleotides. RefSeq names its product thioredoxin-like protein. The coding region runs from base 319 to 786 and encodes 155 amino acids. The transcript has 5 exons. Lineage: Eukaryota; Fungi; Ascomycota; Sordariomycetes; Xylariales; Xylariaceae. The record is from RefSeq and is a predicted model, not a curated record.
GUACGUAUGUAUUAUUCUGAGGCAAUUCCAGAAGCUUGCACUGCCUGCCCAGUGACCACUAAUCUACCUACUAUACAGUAAACGUAGGUACUCGUGUACCUACAUUUAUUUGAUUUGAACUUACCUAAGCCUCUCUCUCCCUCUGCCGCUGUCGCUGUUGUGGACUAAUUCACUGUAAGUAUGUAUUAUAGGUAGGUACUGUCACCGUCACCGUCACCUGUCGUCCGUCUGUCCACAUGCUCGAUUCUUGGUGUGCAAAUACAGAAGCAUAAAACCCACUCUCGCUGCCCCUCCUCCCUCCCGCAUCCUUUCUUUCCCAUGUCUUUCCGCGCAGCAACCCAUCUUUGCCAUCUGUCAACUCUGUCAACUCUUUCAACUCUCCCCUUGAGACGAUCAGCUUUUGCAGCCUUCGCCAGCCCCCGUCUGCUCCCUUUGCGCCAGUUCCAUUCCACUCCUCCCAACAUGACUGUCCACAACAUCGCGACUAAGGCCGACUUUGACGAGGCCAUCAAGGCCAACAAAAUCGUCAUCCUCGAUGCUUUCGCUACGUGGUGCGGUCCUUGCAAAGCUAUUGCCCCUCUAGUCGCCAAGUUGUCCAAUGAGGAGCGGUUCCAGGACGUCUACUUUGCCAAGAUCGACGUCGAUGAGCUGCCCGAACUCAGCCAGGAGCUCGGCAUCACGGCCAUGCCUACUUUCAUGGGCUUCAAAAACGGCGAGCCCGCCGGCAAGGUUAUGGGUGCCAACCCCCCGGCUAUCGAGAAGCUGGUUGUCGACCUCCAAGAAUAAUUUGCUUGUCUCUCAUCGUUUACAACUCCUUACCAUCGACCCGCCUCCAAGCGAAGCAUGUUUUUUG